CUAUGACCAUGAUGACACCCGGCCGCCAAGCGCUAGCUAGCGAGAAUCGGGACUGACUACAUCUUUGUAACGACAGUUCUGAUUGGCCAAUUGAACGUGAAUGUUUCUCGCGAAGCUUCUAUUUUACAGACUGAAUAACCUGCGAAUUACAAUAUAAAUCAUGGCAGAAACGACUCAGAUACCAGCGGUGAAGUGGGCUCAGAGAAAUGAUCGUAUUUUACUAGAGAUAAUGGUACAGGAUCAUAGUAAUGUCAAAGCUAAUGUGGAUUCACAAAAACUCAGUUUUACCUGUCAAGGACAAGGCUCUGUGAAUUAUGCAAUAGACAUGGUAUUUUUUGAAGAGGUCGACCCAGAGAAAACAAAGACGAGACUCGCAAGGCAUAUAGAACUUGAAAUAUUUAGGAAAACAUCUGGGAGCUACUGGCCAAGGUUACUCAAAGACAAGAUGAAGCAACAUUGGUUGUCAGUUGAUUUUAAUAAGUGGAAAGAUGAAGAUGAUUCAGAUGAUGAAUUAGGAGGAGGAGGUGGAGGAGACGAGCGGGGGCUAAAUGAGAUGCUGGCAAACAUGGGCGGCAUGGGUGGAAUGGGCGGCAUGGGUGGAAUGGGCGGUAUGGGUGGAAUGGGCGGUAUGGGUGGAAUGGGCGGCAUGGGUGGAAUGGGCGGUAUGGGAGGAGCCGGUAUGGCCGAUUUAAUGGGUGGUCUAGGAGGAGGAGGAGGAGCUGAACCAGACCUUGGUGAUGAAGAUGACAGUGAUGAUGAACCGAUUCCAGAUCUUGAGGAAUCAGAAGGAAAGGAUUCAGAAGUCAGAUCUGAAUAAGAGUAAAAAUGGUUUCCAUCUUUUCAAAACAAAAGAACAUUGCAAGGAAUGCUGAUGUAGGUACAUGAAGCAGCAGCAAGUUAUUAAUCACUACCACCUCUACACCUGCUAUUGUAUGCAUUCCACUGCAAACCAGAUACCACAGGAAUCCACAAUCAAACA
Messenger RNA from Lytechinus variegatus (green sea urchin), 979 nucleotides. RefSeq names its product co-chaperone protein p23-1-like. Gene Ontology annotation, cellular component: nucleus; cytosol. NCBI's taxonomy places the organism in Eukaryota, Metazoa, Echinodermata, Echinoidea, Temnopleuroida, Toxopneustidae. Gene Ontology annotation, molecular function: protein-folding chaperone binding; Hsp90 protein binding. The transcript is spliced from 7 exons. Bases 161 to 817 code for a protein of 218 amino acids. The record is from RefSeq and is a predicted model, not a curated record. Gene Ontology annotation, biological process: protein folding; chaperone-mediated protein complex assembly.